AUGCCAGUCUCCCAUAUCGGCCUCACAGUCUCGCAUCUCCCCACCUCAACAUCCUUCUUCCUCUCUGCCCUACAACCCCUAGGAUACCGUUUCAUCGGCCAACAAGGCAAUCAGAUCGGUUUGGGAAUCGAGGAUGCCGAUUUCUUCCUGUGCCAGGAGGGUCCUGGCAUCCCCGCCACAGCCGCCCACAUCGCCUUCACCGCCCCCUCGCGCGCCGCCGUCCGCGACUUCUACGCCGCCGCCCUCAACGCCGGCGCCCGCCCCAACGGCGCCCCGGCCUGUCGCACGGAAAACUCGGACCACUUCAACGCCGCCGUCCUCGACUUUGACGGCAACAGCAUCGAGGUCGUGUACCGCGGCGGGGAACCCGAUGUCCGAGACGACGGCACCGUCGUGCAGCACAGUAGGGUGAUUGAAUGGAGGCGGAGCGUGAGCGGGAGUGUAAGAGAUGGGGAUGGAGCCAGUGUGGUGAGUGCGAGGACCAGUGCGUCGAAGAAUGCUCCUAGUAUUGCUUCGGCCGCAGAGACGCUGUCCAAAGCCGCGAGUCUGGUGAGGAGCGUGUCGGCGCCCGUGGCGCCUACCAUGGCUGGUACGACUCCGGGAAGUCCUCAGGUCACUGCCGAAGUCACCACGACGACCAAGAUUACGGCGACGGGAGACGGCGCGGCGAAGAAGAUCAUCGGCACGUUACUAGGAGCGGCGGCGGGAGCGGCAGUGGCAUAUGCCAUGGUGAAGAGCGAGGAAGAUAGUGCGAGGAAAGAGGCCAGGUUUGUAAGGUACAUGGAGGCGAAGGAGGCGGCGGCUUUGCAGCAGCAGCAACAACAACAACAACAGCAAGCCGCACUAGCGAUCCAAGAUGCCCAACCCGUCUACUCCUCAGCACCACGCUCGGUUGUCUCUGCCACUGGCAACAGCGCAUACGCCCCUCGAGCCAUCGAAGCCGCACCCCGAAGCUACUACUCCCCAACAUACAUCUCCGUCCCUCCCACCCAAGCCAACGCCGCAGGCGGUGAGCGUCUAGCCAUCGAAUACGCCCCCGCGCACUCGGUCGCUGGAUCCCAGUUCCCCGCGCCUCGUCGCUCGGUCACUAGCCCAGAGCUCAGCACCGUGUCCGUCUCCAAGGCAAGGAGUACAGUGUCCAAGGCGCCCAGCGCAGUCCACAGCGUGGCGGCUAGUACGCUGAUCUCGUCCUUUGUACCUGAGCACGUUGGACGGCGGGCCAGCGAGGGAAGCGUACAUUCGUCCUCCUCAACGCCGCAAAAGGCGAAAUCACACAUCUCGUCGGCGAAACCGGCAUCCAUCGUGGGUAGUAUCCUCGGCCGUCCUUCCCCUUCGGCCGCGGGCUCCAAAACGAGUAGCCACAAGGACCCGUUUACGGAUGCGUAUGAGAUUGUGGAGAUUGACGACUUGGACGAGGUCGAUGUCGAUGAUGCGAGUGUUGCGCCCAGCGAUAGUAUUUCGAAUGCUGGAUCGCACCGCAGCCGUCGCAGUCACCGAAGUAGCCACAGCCAUCACUCGAGUAAGAGUCACAAGAGCAAGAAGAAGGACAGGGAUGGCGAAGGUACUGUCGUGAGUAGCGCGAGUAAACACAGCAGCAGCAGCAAACACAGCAAGCAUAGCAAACACAGCAAGCACACGUCCGCCAGCAAACGGAGCGAGAAAUCGCACCGCUCCUCGCCACUCAAGGAAGAAUGGCACGACGCCGAGUCCGGCGGCGAUGGCGCGGGAAAUGGAAAGCGAAGCGUCGUCUCGGAGCCCAGCGACGCGAGUACCGUCAAGCCGGCCAGAUCGACGACGCAUUCUUCGCACUCGAGGUCGAGUAAGAGGAAGGAUUCGGUAACGUCGGCGAGUGGUGGGUACGAGACGACGACGACGUUGCCUGUGAGGGGGAUCACGCCGAGUAUGAUUGCGGGGAAGGAUGGGGGGAAGGUGGCGGGGGCUGGGGGGAGUAGGAGUUUGAUGGGUUAUGCUAUGGGGCAGAGGAUUAGGGCUUUUGAGGGGGCGUCGUAG
Westerdykella ornata is the source of this 2010-nucleotide messenger RNA. RefSeq lists its product as uncharacterized. The transcript is spliced from 2 exons. Bases 1 to 2010 code for a protein of 669 amino acids. The record is from RefSeq and is a predicted model, not a curated record. Lineage: Eukaryota; Fungi; Ascomycota; Dothideomycetes; Pleosporales; Sporormiaceae.